Molecule: messenger RNA, 2216 nt
Organism: Rosa chinensis
Lineage: Eukaryota; Viridiplantae; Streptophyta; Magnoliopsida; Rosales; Rosaceae
Product: pentatricopeptide repeat-containing protein At5g65560-like
Exons: 2
Coding region: 247-1488 (413 amino acids)
Molecular function (GO): protein binding
Source: RefSeq, a predicted model, not a curated record
AUAGAAACCAUUUCUUCUUCGUUGGUACUGUUCUCUGCAGCAGAGCUACCACCGGAGAUUCAUCGGAGGAAGGUCUUAAUUCAACUUGGAAAUUUCUACAUUUCGGUGGUAUUAUACUGUUUGUUUUGAAGUAGAAAACCCUAACUUCGCUUCAAAUACUUAUUUGGAUCCUGAGUCAAGUUCUGAUUUUUGUGGUUUGAAACUUUGAUUUCUGCUGUAACUAAACUACUUAGAACAAUCGGAUCAAUGGCGGAAACUAGUUCCCCCAAUUCGUCUGCUGAUGACCUCAAGAACCAUGUAAUGAAGAUUUUCCAGGAUGCAACCAAAGACUGUGAGGACGAGUACUCGAAAAGAGAAUUUGGCACCAUUGGGAGGAGCUACGAUUCCCUAAACGAUUUUUCGAUUAAGUUGUUCAAUACUAUGGCAGAUACUGGCAUCGUUGACAGAGCUAGAGAGAUGUUUAAGCCUGUCUCUGACUUGGGCAUUCUUUCUCCAGUGGCUAUCUUCACCAUUGUGAUUAUGACCUACGCCGGUAAUCGCAAGGCCAAGAGUGCUCUCAAGGUCUACCAGCACAUGAUAGCCACUGGUGUCAACCCCGCCUGCUACACUUACGUUCAACUCAUCUGUGUACUUGCAACAGACUUUUCCAAUGUAAAGUUCCUUAGGUAUGCCAAGAAGUAUUUUCUUGAAAUGUUGGAUAAGGGGAUGAAGCCCAAUCCUACACCCUUCUGGAACAUUAUGGAGGCCAUUGCCUACCGAGAGCCAGUGGAGAAGGCCAAGGAGUUCCUUGAGCAGGUAAAAGCCAAGGGGUUCAUGCCUCCCGACAGUGGUUUUCACUACAAAGAAGCCUACCUCGCCAAAGGAAUGCAAACACUGAAGAUGUAUGCUAAUCUUGUCCACAAUGACACCAUUGACAAGGAUGUUAGAAAUUACUUCUAUAUGUUGCGCAUCUCCACUGACCAUGCCGAAAAACUGCUGAACAAGAUGUACAAUGCUUUGGUAGAGGAUGGAAAUGAAGACGAGGCCACAGAGUUCUUUAACGAAGUUGAGGAGACGGGUAUAGAGCCCAUGGUCGUAAUCCACACCGCUGUUAUUGAAGCCUACCUCUUGUUUGGCAAGACCAAGGGUGCUCUGGAGGCAUACCUGGCCAUGUUAGCUGCUGGGGUUGCCCCCAACUCAUACACUUACACUGUUUUAAUCAAGGGACUAAGUGCUGACUCCAACUUCUUUGGAGAUGCCAAGAAGUAUUUGCUCGAGAUGAUGGACAAGGGGAAGCGGCCCAAUGCUGCUACCUUCACUGCAGUGAUAGAGGGCUUUGCAAAGCAGGGGGACAAGGCAGUUGAGGAGGAGGGAAAAGAGCUUGUGCAGCUAAUGCUGGAUAAGGGGUUUGUGCCUAAUGCGAAGGCAAUGAUGGAGGUUUUAAAGGGUAGACCAACAUCGGUAAUUAGAAGUGCCAUGAGUAUUGUCCUUUCCACCUUGAAGCAGUGAUGCUUUGGUUCAUGGAUGUUAUACCAGCAAGCUUUAGGAUUAGGGGGCUUCAUAUAUGGAGGAGCUAGUUAGAGUAGAAAACUGGAUUUCAGUAUAAAUUUUGUGCUGUCCUUUAUUGUUGUGAAUGUUGACAUUCAAGUAUUCUGGUGCUAAUAUGAAUUUAAUGCUACACUUUUAACUGUGCGGUAGCCGUUGUUGAUUCACAGCACACUUACUAUUAAUUUUAAUGUUUCUUAUUCAUUGAUUUUUUUUGUCUUUUACAACAGUUGUUUUUCAUUCCUUUAAUUUGUCAUGCAUGUAGAUAGUGGAUUGAGAAAUCAGAACAAAUGAAGUUGAAACUGGUAGUAUUCUUGCGCUUGGGAAGUUUUGACAAAAUUGCAUUUUGAUAGUUAGUGUGCCAGAGAUGUAAUUGGCACAUGGGACAUCUUAAUAGCACAGAAUCACUAUAUAUGGACUGAAGCAUUGGCACACCUAACGUAGUUAUGCCGAAUCCCUAUCUAUUGGAGUCUUUCUUGUUAAUGACGAAAUCACCACCACCUCCAUCAUUUUGCUCAAUUGCAUAGCAGGAACACCUUAAUUCUUCCCAUUUUCAAUUCUCUCAAUCAGUAGCAUUAAUCUAUAUCUUGCUCUUGUUCUGUAAUCUUGGCUCCAGCGUAACUAGCAGCAGUUUUGUACAUGCUUAGUCUGGAAAUAGCUAGAGAAUACCUCCAAGAACUAGAUUAGUUGAA